Molecule: messenger RNA, 2818 nt
Organism: Pan troglodytes (chimpanzee)
Lineage: Eukaryota; Metazoa; Chordata; Mammalia; Primates; Hominidae
Gene: MSRB3
Product: methionine sulfoxide reductase B3
Exons: 6
Coding region: 65-649 (194 amino acids)
Biological process (GO): protein repair; response to oxidative stress
Cellular component (GO): cytoplasm
Molecular function (GO): peptide-methionine (R)-S-oxide reductase activity
Source: RefSeq, a predicted model, not a curated record
AGCCCCGGGCAGCGGGCCCCGUCCGCGGCCGGCGCGCUCCGUGGUCCUCCCUCGCUCGUCUCCUAUGCUCAUAUUUGGACUCGGCUGCCCGUGCCCAGGAAUUUCCCGUCAUGCCUCCCGCCGCCCCGUCCGUCGCCCGGAGCCGGGGAGGGAGGGAGCGAGGUUCGGACACCGGCGGCGGCUGCCUGGCCUUUCCAUGAGCCCGCGGCGGACCCUCCCGCGCCCCCUCUCGCUCUGCCUCUCCCUCUGCCUCUGCCUCUGCCUGGCCGCGGCUCUGGGAAGUGCGCAGUCCGGGUCGUGUAGGGAUAAAAAGAACUGUAAGGUGGUCUUUUCCCAGCAGGAACUGAGGAAGCGGCUAACACCCCUGCAGUACCAUGUCACUCAGGAGAAAGGGACCGAAAGUGCCUUUGAAGGAGAAUACACACAUCACAAAGAUCCUGGAAUAUAUAAAUGUGUUGUUUGUGGAACUCCAUUGUUUAAGUCAGAAACCAAAUUUGACUCCGGUUCAGGUUGGCCUUCAUUCCACGAUGUGAUCAAUUCUGAGGCAAUCACAUUCACAGAUGACUUUUCCUACGGGAUGCACAGGGUGGAAACAAGCUGCUCUCAGCCUUCACUUCUCAUAUUUAGAAAGUGUUUGACUCUUUCUUAAAUAGAACUCUUAAACUUAAAGAAAAGAGGGAGAGGAAUUUGUUCCGCUAAGGCAUGUAUGAAAAUACACGCUUUGGAGUAAAGUAAGUUCUAUGCAGGAGAGAAUGAGGUUCCAGCACUAACGAAUGGUAUGUGUGCCACACCCUUGCCCUUGUGGAUGGAGGAGGGGGUGUCUGCCACCUAAGCACAAAAACAGCGUACUGAAUUCAAGUGGACUGGGUAUCUUUCAUUUCAAUUUCUCUGUCUUUUAUUUGUGUGUUCCAUUCACAUUUAUUUUCCUUUUGUUUUAUAAUUUUCUUUCUUUUUUUAAAAUUUUCCUUUUUCUCAGGCAUCUUUUUUUACCUUGACUUGAUAAAAUAAAAGAUUUAGUAGUUCCCAUGCUAGAGCAGUCACUUGUAUUUUACUUCCUAGUUUCUCAUUUUUAGCACUAUUUUUUCAUUAUCUGUUUAUCUUCUUUUACCUUACAGUUUUUCAGUUCAUGUAGUCUCUUCUUCUGCUCAGAACUUCUCCCGUUUAUUUUAUUUUAUUUUAUUAUUUUUUAUUAUGCUUUAAGUUCUGGGAUACAUGUGCAGAACGUGCAGGUUUGUUACAUAGGUAUACACGUGCCAUGGUGGUUUGCUGCACCCAUCAACCCAUCAUCUGCAUUAGGUAUUUCUCCUAAUGCUAUCCCUCCCCUAGCCCCCAAUCCCCUGACAGGCCCUGGUGUGUGAUGUUCCCCUCCCUGUGUCCAUGUGUUCUCAUAGUUCAACUCCCACUUAUGAGUGAGAAUGUGGUGUUUGGUUUUCUGUUCCUGUGUUAGUUUGCUGAGAAUGAUGGUUUCCAGCUUCAUCCAUGUCCCUGCAAAGGACAUGAACUCAUCCUUUUUUAUGGCUGCAUAGUAUUCCAUGGUGUAAUUGACAAAUGGAAUCUAAUUAAACUAAAGAGCUUUUGCACAACAAAAGAAACUAUCAUCAGACUAAACAGGCAACCUACAGAAUGAGAGAAAAUUUUUGCAAUCUAUCCAUCUGACAAACGGCUAAUAUCCAGAAUCUACAAAGAAAUUAAACAAAUUUACAAGAAAAAAAAAAACAAACCCAUCAAAAAGUGGGUGAAGGAUAUGAACAGACACUUCUCAAAAGAAGACAUUUAUGCAGCCAACUUCUCCCAUUUUUUAAGAGUUUUAUUUUAUUAUUAUUAUUAUUAUUUUGCUGGUGAGAUAAUGUGGGAAACUACUCUGGUUUGCUCUCUUUCUAAAAUUCUUGUUGUAUUCUUAAUUUACGUGGCUUGUCUUUUCUCUGGACUGAAUUGCCUCAAUAUGGUUUGUGUUAUAAAAAAUCUAUUAGAUGCUUUUAGUGUGUUGUAGACAUUUUCAGUCGGAUGUGUUAUGUGGUGUAUUUCUUUCCUUUUGGUAAAGAUGGAAUAUCUAAAUACGAAGAACCUUUAACUGCCAACUUCUACAAAUGAACUGAGCCUUCAUGGACAAAACCUGAAUCAACUCAACCUGAUCAGCAGUUUGGCAAUAUGGCAAUAUUUCAUUGUUCUUUUGGUUCCUACCUAAUUCUCACUUCAGUGCUUAGGAUCCUUUUUUAAAAAAAAUUGUGGUAGGGAUGACACCAUGCAUGCAGUGAAUUAGGCCUCAUAUUUGCAUAGGAAUUGUAGACUCAUUGGGAGCCAAUAGCCUACCACCUCUUUACAGUACAUUGUAAAGAGGUUUGUCCAUGUGUCCAGUGACUUCUCAGAUAAUGUUUUUAGUAAAGAUUUACUGAGAGAGUUCAGAUUGGUUCAGUCCUAUCACCACUUUUUCUAGAAGUCUUGCAGUGAGGUUCUUCUAAAAGAAUUGUUGUGUAGGAAACAGCACACUGCCUAAUCUUUGCAUUGACAGCACUGAAAACAAGCAAGGGUCGGAGAGAUUCUUCACUGUCUUCAUUAUAAUUGUUGCUUAUGGGUACCCUGUUAUAUUCUGAUUUCUGUUGCAAUUUUAUUUGUUCUCUUUUGCUAUUCCACCUACUGAAUUGAGGAAUUACAUUUCAGUUAUCUCUUCCAAAGAGGAUCUUCAUCUUAAAUUUACUCGCUUUGGUGGGCACAUGUAUUUUCCCUCCAGCUGCAGCCAUCUUGUAACAAUUUUCAGCUAUAAAGAAUUUUCCUUGAUUUAAUUUAUAUUUUCAACUAGUGAUAAAAUACAUUGCUUCUA